GCCGUCGUUAGCGUAACUAUGGAUCCAUCUCUCUCUCCCGCACACACACACCGACGUUUGAUAUCAACGUCGGUAAUGACAGUUGAACUCGCAUGUCAGUAUCGUCUUCACUCAAUCGGAACAGCUACCCGUGGGCCGAUACAUGCUAACAAUAGCAGUGUUCGACGAUCCCCCGUACAGACAAAUAAUGAAACUUGUGCAAGUGCAUUCGGCUCUUUUCAAGUUACUAUUGUGCCUCCUCCAGAAGGUAUUAACCCUUCGGAAGAAGAAACAGUAGCUGUUAUCCAUGAGUGGACACUGAGUCAUGGAUUUAAUGUAGCAAGAAAGCAAUUGGAGCGAAAUUUGGAAGGUGGCAUUGUUUACAGACUUUUUGCCUGCGAUCAGCGACACAGAAAAACACUCGGAAACUUCGUGAAGAAGAUCGGCAGCUACCAGAUCGAUGAUCAAUGCGUACUGGCUGUUCAAUGCGAAUUAAAAUCUCUCCUGUUGAUAUUAGGAAUUCAAGGGACCGUGGCGGAUCAAAUAUACAAGGGACGGUAG
Messenger RNA from Phytophthora nicotianae INRA-310, 540 nucleotides. RefSeq lists its product as hypothetical. Bases 19 to 540 code for a protein of 173 amino acids. NCBI's taxonomy places the organism in Eukaryota, Oomycota, Peronosporomycetes, Peronosporales, Peronosporaceae. The transcript has a single exon. The record is from RefSeq and is a predicted model, not a curated record.